AUGAACAAAGGAGACAACGCGUGGCAACUCACGGCAGCAACUCUUGUGGGUCUCCAAAGUGUGCCGGGCCUUGUGAUCCUUUAUGGCAGUAUCGUGAAAAAGAAGUGGGCUGUUAACUCCGCAUUUAUGGCCUUAUACGCCUUCGCGGCUGUGCUCGUGUGCUGGGUGGGCUGGGGCUACCACAUGUCAUUCGGAAAGAAAAUGCUUCCUUUCCUUGGCAGGCCCGAUAUUUCCUUGGACCAAAAGUUUCUUUUGGACAGAGCCUAUGUUGGGUUCUUGCCUAGUGCGACCCUGGUCUAUUUCCAGUUUGUGUUUGCAGCGAUCACGUUGAUUCUGGUGGCUGGGGCGUUGCUUGGAAGGAUGAAUUUUCAUGCGUGGAUGCUGUUUGUACCACUUUGGCUUACCUUCUCUUACACUUUCACUGCUUAUAGUCUUUGGUAUCCAGAUGGUUGGUUAGCUAAGCGAGGGAUCAUUGAUUACGCUGGAGGAUAUGUCAUUCACCUUUCCUCUGGCGUUGCUGGUUUUACCGCAGCAUAUUGGGUGGGACCAAGGACAAACAAGGACAGGGAAAGGUUCCCACCAAACAACAUUCUACUGAUGCUGGCAGGGGCUGGGCUGCUUUGGAUGGGGUGGAGUGGUUUCAAUGGCGGUGGUCCUUUCGCUGCCAGUACAGAUGCAUCUCUGGCCAUUCUUAACACCCAUGUGUGCACUGCUACCAGCUUGUUGACCUGGCUCCUUCUUGACAUUGUUUUCUUUGGAAAGCCCUCUGUGAUUGGAGCCACACAGGGCAUGAUCACUGGUCUCGUUUGUAUCACCCCUGCUGCCGGAGUUGUGCAAGGUUGGGCUGCCAUCCUGAUGGGGAUAUUGUCCGGAAGCAUUCCAUGGUACAGCAUGAUGGUCCUGCACAAGAAAAUAUGGUUUCUCAAACAAGUUGAUGACACCAUGGCAGUUUUCCACACCCAUGCUGUUGCAGGGAGCUUAGGAGGCAUCCUCGCAGGCUUUUUUGCUAAUCCGAAGCUCAACCGCAUCUUUUACAUGGUAGAUGACUGGCAGCAUUACAUAGGACUUGCCUAUGGCCUACAAAAUGGCAGGACCGCUGCAGGACUCAAGCAAAUGGGCGUUCAGUUGCUAGGAAUUGUUUUUGUUGUUGUUCUUAACGUUUUGGUCACUAGUGCGAUAUGCUUGUUGAUUCGGUUGGUAGUUCCAUUAAGAUUGACUGAUGAGGAAUUGCAAACUGGUGAUGAUGCUAUUCACGGAGAAGAAGCCUAUGCAUUGUGGGGUGAUGGGGAAAAGUACGAGUCCAAGCACAACUCACUUCAUGGCGUUGAAGAGUUCCCUCAAGUUGUUUCAAAAGAGGUUGAGAUGGCUUGAUGAUUUGGUCGUGCUUAUUUGAAAAUGUUUCCUCUUUUUUCUUCAUAUCGUUGUGUGUUCUUACAUUUCUUUCUCCUUCGUUUGAUUUUUAAUCUGGGGUGACGUUGUAAAAUAAUAAACACGACCUGCAUGCACAAUGACAUGGGAUUUCUAGUGAUUGCUUGUGCUAAUUGCGUGGCAUUUCUGCAUUUAAUGUUGCUUUAAUUUGCAAGUUUAAUUGACAUAUUCUGUUUAAGUC
Molecule: messenger RNA, 1609 nt
Organism: Populus euphratica (Euphrates poplar)
Lineage: Eukaryota; Viridiplantae; Streptophyta; Magnoliopsida; Malpighiales; Salicaceae
Product: ammonium transporter 3 member 2-like
Exons: 3
Coding region: 1-1371 (456 amino acids)
Biological process (GO): ammonium transmembrane transport
Cellular component (GO): plasma membrane
Molecular function (GO): ammonium channel activity
Source: RefSeq, a predicted model, not a curated record